AUGUUUGAAGGGAAAGCCGAUCCAAUGGUGGCAGAAGAUUGGUUAAGGUCGGUUGAGGCUAUUUUUGAUCAUAUGGAGUUAGAUGACCGCCAAAGGGUUUCCUGCACAGUUUAUCUACUUAAAAUGGAUGCACGAAUUUGGUGGGACGUGACUAAACACACCCGUGAUCCAAAUACCAUGACUUGGGCGAAGUUUGUCCAGGCAUUCAAUAAGAAGUAUUACAGCCCAGCUGUGCUAGCAACUAAGGUUGAUGAAUUUAUAACUCUGGUACAAGGGAAUCUUUCGGUCACCGACCAUGCACCGAAGUUCGAUCGAUUGGCCAAAUUUUCCCCUGAAGUGGUGCCGACUUAUGCAUUGCGAGUCCAGAGGUUUGUAAGGGGACUCAAACCGAUGAUCGCGAGGGAAGUUAGGAUGACUAGUGCUGAAGUGGUCAGUUAUGCAGAGGUAUUGGAUAGAGCCCUUGAAGCUACAUAUUUGGAGGAACAGAUAUGGAAGGAUAAUGCCGCUAGAAGAGAGAACCACCGCAACAAGAGCUUCCGUGAGAGCAACAAGAGAAAGGCUAACGAAGGGCAGAAUAGUGGGGUUGAUAAAAGACCUAGACCUCCAGCCACGAAUAGCAGCAACCACAACUCCCAGAACCAUAGCAACCGCAACAACCGCUUCAAUGACCGAAACUGUGUGAACUAA
This is a messenger RNA of Humulus lupulus (European hop), 687 nucleotides long. RefSeq lists its product as uncharacterized. The coding region runs from base 1 to 687 and encodes 228 amino acids. The transcript has a single exon. Lineage: Eukaryota; Viridiplantae; Streptophyta; Magnoliopsida; Rosales; Cannabaceae. The record is from RefSeq and is a predicted model, not a curated record.